Messenger RNA from Colletotrichum orchidophilum, 3048 nucleotides. Its product is annotated as eukaryotic membrane protein family. Bases 1 to 3048 code for a protein of 1015 amino acids. The transcript has 4 exons. NCBI's taxonomy places the organism in Eukaryota, Fungi, Ascomycota, Sordariomycetes, Glomerellales, Glomerellaceae. Gene Ontology annotation, biological process: maintenance of protein localization in endoplasmic reticulum. The record is from RefSeq and is a predicted model, not a curated record. Gene Ontology annotation, cellular component: endoplasmic reticulum membrane.
AUGGCGGCGAGCGAACACCACGAUGAUCGAGGGGCCGACGACGACAAACAUGAUGAGAUUUCUGCACACCCCUCCGCCCUGCCUGCAGAGCCGGCCGAGGCAUUCCCGCCUAUGCCCAUAUUCAUUCCUGACAAUAGGGCACACGACGAGGGCAUCUUGAAUGCCAAGAACGAUAUUAGAGUGUCGCACAUACCUCUCCCUCCGUUGCCAAACGUGUCUGCGAGCGCACCCCCUACCUCGACCCUCCCUACCAUACCCGGCGGCCACUCCGACGAAGAACAGUCUUCCGAUGCCUCGUCCACGCAUAGCAAUCCUGAGAAGCACGACUCAUCCAACUCUUCGUCGACAUCCGAGCCUGCGACCACUGAAAAGAAGGAGGCCGAGCAAAAGGACGGCGUGGCACCAAAGUCGAGAGCCAGGGCCGGAUCGAGCUCCGCAUCUAUGAAAAAGAAUCAAAGCCAUGAUAAUGUUAGGAGAUUAUCUGCCGCAGGGAUACAGCAACUCACCGCCCCCGAAGCCCUCCCUGUCGCAAUCGUUCCCGACGACCAGGCGCUCGGAAGUCAAGACCAGCCGGUGCGCUUCCCCCUCGCGGACCAGCUCGAGGCGAUUCGGCAGUCGAUACUCAGUCAGCCCGACUCUCUGCGACCCAACGGCCCCGUGACGGAUGGCGGUAACAGGUCUCGAUAUCAGAACGAGUCAAGGCGGCCUGUCUCGGGCAGAACGCUCUCAACUCCUCCGACCAAUCGACGACAAUCACAGUCGCAAACCACGUCGCCCCGCCGAAAUUCCUUCUACGCCGUUGCUCGGCCACCACCUCUCAACCUUGAUGCGACCAGCCACUUCAACGCCAUAAACCCUCAACCACCAACCCAGAACAAACCGCCGCUACCACAAAUUCAAGUACCGCCGCCAUCAAAGUCACAACGAAAUGAUCCUUUCCCGCCGUCGCCCCUUCCCCCCUCGAUACCCCUCCCGCCCAUGUCUAUACCUACGCACCUCCAGUUGGAACUAGCCGCCCAACGACCGAGCCCUCUGUACAUACACCACUCGUACACGAAUGAUAUUCCAUAUGAGUCCUACGUCGUCAAGUGGGAAAGACUCAAAAAUGUUCUCCUGCUGCCGACGUUCCUAGAGAGAACGCUCUACUUUGGAGCGCUAGCCUGUCUCGAUGCCUGGCUCUACAAUUUUACGAUUCUACCCAUGAGGUUCACCAUUGCUCUUGGGGUAUUGUUCAGAUGGUGGGGUUAUAUGGCUAUCAAGGAGGCACGGUGGAUGGUUGGCUUCGUCUGGUACGGAAUGGGCAGAGUAUGGGCCAGAGCACGAAGGCCUAGAGCAAGGAGUGCUGUGCCCGCUCGAAAAGGAGAUCCCGAUCACCUUGCCAGCCGCGAUAGGAGUCAGAGCCGGCCGCCCGGACGGAGAUCAUCCACCCCAGCUACGGACAUGAGAUUUCCUGAUAACGUUCCUGCCAUUCAUCUCGACUCAGAUCCUAAGACGAACGGCAACGGGGUCGUUGAACAUGAAGUCAAGUUGAACGGGAAUGGGCAUAUCACUCAUAAGAUGAAUGGACCUUCCAGCCACCAUCAUCCGCACCCUUCGGGUGCUAGAGGUGCCGUCAUUCUUUUCAGCUCGCUUUUUCUCAUGAAAUUGGACGCCAGUCGAAUGUAUCACUUCAUUCGAGCCCAAGAUGGCAUCAAGCUUUAUGUCAUCUACAACGUCCUUGAGGUCGGGGACCGCCUUCUCUCAGCGCUUGGGCAAGAUAUCUUUGAGUGCCUUUUCAGCUCUGAAACGUUGUCUAGAAAUAGUUCUGGUCGAUCCAAGGUGCUCUUGCCGCUGGGGAUGUUCGGACUUGCCCUGGUAUACAACGUCAUUCACUCUGUCGCACUAUAUUACCAGGUCAUCACGCUCAACGUGGCUGUCAAUUCCUACUCAAAUGCGCUGCUGACCCUCAUGAUUUCCAACCAAUUCGUUGAGAUCAAGAGCACAGUGUUCAAGAGAUUCGAAAAAGACAACCUGUUCCAGCUGACCUGUGCGGACAUUGUGGAACGUUUUCAACUCUGGAUUAUGUUGUUCAUCAUCGGCAUGCGAAACAUUGUGGAAGUCGGUGGGCUCUCUGUCCCUGGAGCAGGGUCUGAAAACAGUGACCUAGGAGGAUCUGGUGCAAUGCCUCUCCACAGCCCAUCGAUUCUUCCGUUCAGCUUCACGAUUCUUCCAUCUUGGGUUUGGUCCGGGGAGGUGUUAUCUCCCUUCCUCAUUGUCAUAGGAAGUGAGAUGUUGGUCGAUACCAUCAAACACGCCUAUGUGAACAAGUUCAACAAUAUUAAGCCAACAUUCUACAGCCGUAUCCUUGACAUUUUGUGCAAGGACUACUACACUAACGCAUUUGUUUCGCCUUCGCUGACGAGACGGCUUGGUCUCGCUGUUAUCCCGCUGUCCUGCUUGUUCAUCCGGGCUUCUGUCCAAACGUAUCACAUGUUCCUCUCAACACGUAUAGCUGCGCCUAUCGCCGAGUCCACUCAGACAUCCCUAUCUGUCGAGUCCGCAACACCAUCGUCGCCCGCCAUGGUGGCAGCACUUGACCGUCUCGAUACAUUGCUUCGGGAUGCCUUAGGUCGGGCCGUCUACGGCUACCCCUACGGCGAGCCAAGUGUCCAGAGCAGGGCAUGGUGGACCUGGACUAGUGAUGACGUGAUUGCGGCGGUGACCAUGAUUGUCGUCUUCUUCAUCGCCUUUCUGGUUCUUCUGAUCAUUAAGCUCCUGCUAGGCAUGGUUCUGCUGCGAUACUCCCGGAACAGGUACGCCAAGAUGAAGCGUAAGGAGCACAUGGUGGCAACUGGGCAAGAGGAGCGCGAAGUUUAUGAUGCCAAGGGGAAGAGAGUUGGUGGUUAUGGUCAGAUCGAGGUCACGGAGGACCGGCGGAGAUGGAUUCACGCCGACGAAAAGGAGGGGCUGAAAGGCGGCAAGGGACGAAUUCAGAAACCAGAAAGGCCGCAAGAAGGCGACUAUAACGGAGUUCAUCGAUAUGAAAUGGUUGCGAAGAGGAUUUGGUGA